UCGCAAAUCUCUGAAGUCUGAACUGUUAUUCACUGUUUGAAGUUUUAGGUUAUGUUUAUAUUUUGUUACCAAUAAUUAAUUUAUUGAAAUAAUAUUGUUACAUUAUUUCGUUCAACACUUGCAAACGAUAAUAUGCUGAGUCAAUAUUGAUAAAUUGUGUCUUGCUUGUAAAAUUCAAUAAUGGUGUGCAGCAAGUGUGAGAAGAAAUUGGGCAAAGUGGUGACGCCCGAUCCAUGGAAGAGUGGUGCAAGGAAUACAGUAGAAGGAGGAGGAAGGAAAAUAGGAGAGAACAAAGCCAUCUCCGGUAAUAAAUCGAGAUUCAAUCCGUACACUGCCAAGUUUGAGACUUGCCGCAUCUGCAGACAAAAAGUGCACCAAGUUGGAUCGCACUAUUGUCAGGCUUGUGCUUACAAAAAAGGCAUCUGUGCCAUGUGUGGCAAAAAGUUAAUUGACAUUAAAAAUUACAAACAGUCAUCAGCUUGACUUCAUUUAUUAAAAAUAGUGGACAAUGAGUAAUCCAGUAUUUGUAUGUACAAAUCAAUGGUUGACAGAGUAGCAUACCGUAUUGGUUUGUAUGGUGAGGUUAAACUGAAAUAAUUAACUCUGUACUAAAGUCUGUUUAUAGUACAAUUCUGUAAAUAUAUUUAUAAAUGAAUAAAUUCCUUCGCAAAUUUAUUUAAGAAAUAAACUUCAAUAUUAUCAUUUGUAGCUUGCAUUAUGAAACGUUCGAUUUGAAGAUUUUUAUAUUAGUAAUGACAGAUUUUUUCAUUUUAAAAACAGUGUUGUAUGAUUGGAAAAUAUAUUUAAGAUUCUUUUGUAAUUCUGAAUAUAAAGGUAUUAGGCCUAUAUAAA
Messenger RNA from Nilaparvata lugens (brown planthopper), 852 nucleotides. Its product is annotated as cysteine-rich PDZ-binding protein. The record is from RefSeq and is a predicted model, not a curated record. Gene Ontology annotation, molecular function: microtubule binding; PDZ domain binding. The transcript has 2 exons. Bases 181 to 483 code for a protein of 100 amino acids. Gene Ontology annotation, biological process: cytoplasmic microtubule organization. Lineage: Eukaryota; Metazoa; Arthropoda; Insecta; Hemiptera; Delphacidae. Gene Ontology annotation, cellular component: dendrite.